This is a messenger RNA of Osmia bicornis bicornis, 2085 nucleotides long. RefSeq names its product protein SEC13 homolog (gene Sec13). The transcript has 4 exons. The coding region runs from base 272 to 1207 and encodes 311 amino acids. Gene Ontology annotation, cellular component: COPII vesicle coat; nuclear pore outer ring. Gene Ontology annotation, molecular function: protein binding; structural molecule activity. The record is from RefSeq and is a predicted model, not a curated record. NCBI's taxonomy places the organism in Eukaryota, Metazoa, Arthropoda, Insecta, Hymenoptera, Megachilidae. Gene Ontology annotation, biological process: COPII-coated vesicle budding; positive regulation of TOR signaling; protein import into nucleus.
CGGGCACCGACGAGAUACAGUAUCUUGGUAUCGAAGCAAUCUUCUGUUACCGUCAACGCGUCUAACAGCAGUAGUGCGAAGUGUUUCACAUUCUUAUAUUAAGAUAAAGCAGAUGGCGCUCGUUCUUGAGGCACAAAUUACUUACUGUUCCACUGUGUUCCACGUAAGUGACAGACACUGGAACAACAUAACCACUUCAAUAUUUUUGUACUUAAUUUGUAAAGAUUUAACUGUUCACAGCAUAGAGUUGUAAAUAAAAGUUGUUGCAAAAAUGGUGUCUGUCCUGAAUACCGUCGAUACCGGUCAUGAAGACAUGAUUCAUGAUGCGGAAAUGGAUUACUAUGGUUUGAGGUUAGCAACUUGUUCCAGUGACAAUUCUGUUAAAAUUUUUGAUCUAAAGAAUGGAUCGCAAAGUUUGGUAGCCGAUCUUAAAGGACACAUCGGACCUGUGUGGCAGGUUGCUUGGGCACAUCCUAAGUUUGGAAAUCUCUUAGCAUCUUGCAGUUACGAUCGAAAGGUAAUCAUUUGGAAGGAACUAGGAGAGUGGACCAAGAUCUACGAACAUACUGGUCACGAUUCUUCUGUCAACUCAGUUGCUUGGGCUCCACAUGAAUUUGGUCUGAUUCUGGCUUGCGGUAGCUCUGAUGGUUCAGUGUCUAUUCUUACCAAUAAUGGAGACACAUGGGAAACACAGAAAAUCACAAAUGCCCAUACCAUUGGAUGCAAUGCUGUAAGCUGGUGUCCUGCUAUUGAACCUAGUUUUGAUGCUAGCGGAACACAGAGAAAUGGUCCAGUGAAAAGAUUAGCAACAGGAGGUUGCGAUAACUUAGUUAAAAUUUGGAAGGAAGAAGGCGAUAGGUGGAUCGAAGAAGAUAAACUUGAGGCACAUAGCGAUUGGGUAAGAGAUGUGGCAUGGGCACCUGCAGUUGGCCCAUCUAAAGCUGCCUUAGCUUCUUGUUCACAAGAUCGUAGAGUGAUUGUAUGGACUUCAAAUGAUUACACCAGCUGGACACCCACCAUCCUGAAUGUCUUUGAUGAUGUGAUCUGGAAUGUCAGCUGGUCUUUAACUGGAGGUAUCUUAGCAGUUAGCGGCGGAGAUAAUAAAGUGUCUCUCUGGCGCGAAAACACCGAGGGACAAUGGAUAUGCAUUUCUGAGACAAAUAAAGGUCAAGGAAAUCUGAACAACACAGAUCAACGUGCGUUAUAGGAGCAGAAAAAUGAGGUUAUGUUUGUAAACAUCAGCGCAGUGAAUACAGCCUACAGACCACUGCUACAGACACAGAUCCAACAUGAACAAACAUGAACAAACCAAACAAGACCAAGCAAAAAAAGAAGUAUAACAAGAGGCGACACGACACUCCCACUCCCUGCAGCACCUUUGAUGUCGACGAUUCGCUGUCCCUUUAAAUAGGUUGUAUCAACGAGCGGGAAGUUUGAAUGAAUUGGAUGUAAUACUUUCUUUUGCGUCAUCAAUUUUUCUGUAUAUUAUUAAUCAAAGUAUUUACAUUAAUUUUACAUAAUUGAAAAGUGGGAAAAUAAGAAAUAUCUUUCACAGAUGUCACUGCAAUUGAAAACAAUUGAAGAUUUUGAAAUAAUUCCCUCUCCCACACCCAAGAGGUGAGGGUGGGGGGUCAAUUAUGGUGUUAUUGAAUAGCAUUUUUAAAAAUAUCAAAUACGUCUACUCUUAUUUUUCUGAUCUGAUGUGUAUUUCUCAAGGUAUCCUCAAUUUUCAACGAUUUUUUACCCAUUUUGAUUUUUGUCGAUUACAGCGCCAUCUGUGAACCAAAAUACAAAAACCCGUAGGUCAAAUUGGGGUACUUUUUUCUGGAGAAUCCAAAUCUGCAAUAAAAAUUGGGGGUUCCCAUUUAAGUUUUUUAUUUUCCCUCACCCUCACCGCCAGCGGGAGGCGUUGGGGGGUCGAGUUUGGUAUCAUUGAAUGUCCUCCUACGAGACGAACAACUUUCAUUACCCACUUUUUUGAUCCGAUGCAUAGUUCUCGAGAUAUUUCAAUGUCUUCAGAUAAAUCGUCUACCCUGUAUACAUAUGUCUAUUACAUGAAUCAUUUCAAAAAAUGAUAAAACAGUA